Molecule: messenger RNA, 616 nt
Organism: Olea europaea var. sylvestris
Lineage: Eukaryota; Viridiplantae; Streptophyta; Magnoliopsida; Lamiales; Oleaceae
Product: glutathione S-transferase T1-like
Exons: 4
Coding region: 145-402 (85 amino acids)
Source: RefSeq, a predicted model, not a curated record
CAAUCAAAUAGCGAUAGUUCAAAUCGAAAAGUCUUUCCCAUAAACAAGCUAAGGCCUAAGGGUGAGUAGAGUUAAACAACACACAAAUUACAUCCAGCGCCAAGGGAUCACCAGCAGCGUGUGUGAGAGAGAAGGGGGAGAAAAAUGACGCUAAAAGUGUAUGCAGAUCGGAUGUCUCAACCUUCGCGUGCAGUAAUUAUCUUCUGCAAAAUAAAUGGGAUUGAAUUUGAAGAGGUGAAGAUCGACAUCUCCAGACGCCAGCAUAGAACUCCUGAAUUUGAAGAAAUAAAUCCCAUGAAGAAAGUUCCAGCAAUAGUUGAUGGGAGGUUCAAGCUUUUUGAGAGUCAUGCAAUUAUGAUCUAUCUAGCUUACGUAUUUCCUGGAGUUGCAGAUCACUGGUGAGUUCAGUUGAUUCAAUUUUUUCAUCAAUCGUUUAUAGAACCUUUCAUUUCUAAAUAAUAUGUUGCGCAUGUAAAUAGAGUUAAACUUAGGAUCUUGAAUAGAAAUCUACAGAGAUUAGGUUUAAAAAGUAAAAAGAUUACGUCAUCUUUUUACCUUUAACAUAGGCCGUUUACAGAUGGGGUUCUUACAGAAAAAAAUAGUCCCUAGUUCCCUA